Molecule: messenger RNA, 1288 nt
Organism: Sphaeroforma arctica JP610
Lineage: Eukaryota; Ichthyosporea; Ichthyophonida
Exons: 9
Coding region: 1-1065 (354 amino acids)
Biological process (GO): lipid metabolic process
Source: RefSeq, a predicted model, not a curated record
AUGCACCGUCCUGCCUUUUACAUUGCCAUAGACCGUCGACUGAAGGCGAUAAUUGUGGCCAUCAGAGGCACCGUGUCCACAGGUGACAUGUUCACAGACGCAAGCGCCAAACCCUCGGUGUUCAAGAAUGGUCACAUGCACACGGGCAUGAAGUUAGGGGCGGAGUGGGUGAUCGUGCAGAGUCUGAAGGUCAUCGCUGCGGCUAUCCUGACACACCCCACAUACGAAAUCCUCAUCACAGGCCACAGUCUGGGCGCAGGAUGCACCGCAGCGGCAACCAUACUACUGAGAGAAGACUUCGACACCAUCUACGACCAAUACGCACCAGACGACAUCAAACACGAUGAAGGGGUCAAGGAGAAAGUCAGGCAAAAGAUGACGAACGUCCAUGGCUACGCAUUCGCCACUCCGUGCAUCACCACCAAACGCCUCGCCAAACUCUCGACCGACUACUGCUAUACAUUUGUGUAUAAGAAAGACAUCAUUCCCAGGACAGGUUUGCCGCAGGUGGAAUACUUAUUAACUGAGAUGCAGGAGGACAAGACGGUGCCCAAUCCCAACGACUUUUACGCACGCUUCUCCUCAGAAGAACGCAUGAUACCCACAGGACGGAUCUUCCAAAUAUGGAAACCCGGAAAUGGGGUCAACAAAGACCUCGACUUGAGCCGUCAUGGGGCCAUGCUGGUCGGAGAGGUUGAGCCAAUGUGGUUCUCCCGGCUGUUGUUUUCAAAAAACAUUGUGUGGCAUCACAUUCUGGACAACUAUAUCUCGGGUCUAAUGGAGCACAACAUUCACUAUGUAGAAUCAGAUCUCUGUUCAAAGGACGAUCGUGACACAUGGACUACAUUCAUGCCGUAUCUACAACCAUCGCUCAGUUGGAAGAAGGCCAAUAAAAAGGCCGUCCUGAAGGGAAGACGUGCAAGUCUCAAAUUAGAUCUCAAUGUUGAGGGUCCUAUACAAUCUCCAGAGACAACCAACUCACCCGCCAGAAAGUUUAGAUUUAAGAAACUGACACCGUUGGCCUCUGCGAAGGCAUCGAAAGAGAAGACUAUCGAUGAGUAUUGAGGCACGGUCGAUUCUGAGCUACUCCAUCGGGUAUCAAAAAGUUUUGAUAGCCAUCAUAAAAAUAACCAUAAUCUAACGCACCCGUCCAUGGUGCAUAAACAGAGACUUUUAAGGUUUGACUAUGUAUAAAUGCAGUCCCCUGAUUGACCAGCUACUCUGUGUUCGAUCAGAAUGAUCAGCCAUAAUAAAUACAGACAUACUCUAUCGCGUGCGCGCGUGGUGC